AUGUCGAAGCUCGAUGCCGCUCAGCUCUUCUCCGUCAAGGGACUAGUUGCCGUGGUCACAGGUGCUGGCUCGGGUUUGGGCGCAUUCAUGGCCCACGCUCUCGACGUCAACGGCGCGGCCAAGGUCUUCAUUCUUGGUCGUCGAGAGUCCAAGCUCAACUUACAAACGUGCAAGAAAAAUGGAUCUCUCAUCCCGGUACCGUGCGAUAUAAGCUCCAAGGAGUCCUUGCAGGCUGCGGUGGCGUCCAUCCAAGAACAGACGCCGUUUGUCAAUCUUCUCGUCGCCAACUCGGCCUUACUUGGCGAGGUCACCAACCUUGGUCCCAGACCAGCGGAGCAGACUCUUGGUGAACUACAGAAGGAGCUGUGGGACAAGACGAGCUAUGAAGACGCAAGCCAGGUUCUCACCACUAAUAUAGCAGGGUCCUACUUUACGUUUCUCGCCUUCUUGGGUCUGCUAGGAGCUGGUAAUACCCAUCCCGACAGCGUGGGCAAGAAUGGGCUGCUACAGAGCCAGGUUAUUAGUACCACCAGUUUGGGUGGUUUCCGUCGAGCUGAAAGUCCUAGCUAUGUCUAUAACGCUAGCAAGGCUGCCUUGACUCACUUGACGAAGAGUUUGACACCAGAGUAUGCCAAACACGGCAUCCGGGCUAACGCUAUUUCGCCUGGUUUCUUCGUCACAGAGAUGACCGAGGAAUACGCCCCAGAGGAAGAUGUCACCGCCGCGGGCUCCAGACCGUGGCACGAAACUCCCGCUACGCGAUGGGGCACAGAAGAGGAUAUGGCUGGUGCAGUGCUCUACUUGGCGUCGAGAGCGGGUGCAUUUGUCAACGGAGGUAUCUUGCAUGUGGAUGGCGGGGCCCUCUCCAUGUCCCCGAGUUCCUACUAG
Diaporthe batatas is the source of this 888-nucleotide messenger RNA. RefSeq lists its product as uncharacterized. The transcript has 4 exons. NCBI's taxonomy places the organism in Eukaryota, Fungi, Ascomycota, Sordariomycetes, Diaporthales, Diaporthaceae. Bases 1 to 888 code for a protein of 295 amino acids. The record is from RefSeq and is a predicted model, not a curated record.